UGUUGUUCCUUGUAGAUUCAGGUGGGCGCUGGAUAGACAUGCUAAUGGCACUGUCCCAGAUGGCUUCAUUCUCUUGGGCUUCUCGGAUAACCCUAGGCUAGAAAUGACCCUAUUUAUGGCGGUUUCUGUCUUUUACACAGUCACACUAGUGGGCAACACCACCAUCAUACUCCUGUCUCACCUGGACCCCCACCUCCACACCCCCAUGUACUUCUUCCUCACCCACCUCUCCAUCCUGGACCUCUGCUUUACCACCAGCUGCAUCCCUCAGAUGCUCGUGAAUUUCUGGAGUUCGGACAAGACCAUCAGCUAUUUGGGGUGUGCAGUCCAGCUCUACAUCUUCCUGGGACUCGGAGCUUCAGAAUGUGUUCUGCUGCUGGUCAUGGCCUUCGACCGCUAUGUGGCAGUGUGCCGGCCCCUGCACUAUGCAGUAAUCAUGCACCCACCCCUGUGUCACAAGUUGGCUUUCCUGGUCUGGGCAAGUGGGGUUUUUGGCACAUUGGUGCAGUCUCCCACUACCAUGAAACUCCCCUUUUGCCAUCACCACCAGGUUGAUGACUUUGUCUGUGAGGUCCCUGCACUGAUCCGCCUGGCUUGUGGAGACACACAUGUCAAUGAGCUUCAGAUCUCAGUGAUUGGUGCCAUCUUCCUGCUGGGGCCCCUGCUGCUCAUCCUUGUCUCCUAUGGCCGUAUCACCCAGGCAGUGCUGGCCAUCCAGUCCCAGAAUGGAAGGAUUAAAGCCUUCCAUACCUGCUCCUCCCACCUGGCUGUUGUUUUUCUCUUCUACUGCAGUGUCACCGCUGUCUAUAUCCAACCCCGUAGUCAUUUUUCCCAGAAAGGAGGGAAAUUUCUAACUCUCUUCUACACUGUGGUGACCCCCACUCUCAACCCCCUCAUCUAUACUUUAAGGAACAAGGACAUGAAGCAAGCUUUCAGGAGACUCCUAGGGAAAGGCAGAAUGUCCAGUGAAGAGUGA
Felis catus (domestic cat) is the source of this 976-nucleotide messenger RNA. RefSeq names its product olfactory receptor 2H2-like. The coding region runs from base 104 to 976 and encodes 290 amino acids. NCBI's taxonomy places the organism in Eukaryota, Metazoa, Chordata, Mammalia, Carnivora, Felidae. Gene Ontology annotation, molecular function: olfactory receptor activity; G protein-coupled receptor activity. Gene Ontology annotation, biological process: G protein-coupled receptor signaling pathway. The record is from RefSeq and is a predicted model, not a curated record. Gene Ontology annotation, cellular component: membrane. The transcript has a single exon.